AUGGUUGCAUCUUUACCCUUCAAGCUUGUCAACGACACCAAUUCGGACAAUGUCUGGGCCUAUAUCACAGGCAUCAACAUUGCUGACGGAAGACGUGUUCUGUUACAAGCAGACGGCAAGACCCUCUACUUUCCGGAGAAUCCGCCUGCCAUUGGAUCACCGCUAGCUCAGGACUGCGCCAUACCACUUGGAAAGCCAGGAAACUCCGUCACAACCACUGUACCUCAGAUUGCUGGUGGCCGUGUAUGGUUUUCAAUUGACAGCAAGCUAACCUUCCUCUUGAACCCUGGACCAGCUCUUGUCGAACCCUCUGUCCUGAACCCUAGCGAUCCGAACGCAAAGGUGAAUUUUGGAUUCUGUGAAUUCACGCUGAAUGACGCUCAGCUGUAUGCGAAUAUCAGUUAUGUUGACUUCGUGUCCAACGCUCCCAUUGCCAUUACUCUGGAGAAUUCAGCUGGCACAAUACAACAUGUAUCAGGCAUGCCUGCGAACGGUCUUGAAGGAGUGUGCGCCGACAUGAGGGCUCAGACACAGAAAGACGGAAAACCAUGGGACAGACUGAUCGUUCAGAUCAACGGACAAGACUUCCGUGUCCUCAACCCAUCUCACGGUGAUGCUGUUGGAGCAAGUUUUGCAGGAUAUUACGAGCCCUAUGUCGAGGAAGUUUGGAACUAUUACAGCACUGAUUCCAGAAACUUUACGCUCAACACCCAGGCAGGCCCUGGUGUCCUUGAUGGAAAGGUCUCGAACAAUCAAUUGCUCAUUGGCCAAGAAGCAUUUGAGAAGCCAAGCACAGCAGAUAUCUUUGGAUGUAACAGUGGUCCCUUCACUACCGGCCCAGACGCAACUCGCAACGCGAUUAUCCCUCGUCUCGCCGCUGGUUUCGUGCGUACUACUCUAGUGUCUCAGACUCAACAGCCAUCGGACUCUUCCACCUACUACCAAUCCGAUCCCACCGACCACUACUGUCGUAUUGUACACGACCACAACCUUGACAAGAAGGGCUAUGGUUUUGCGUACGACGAUGUGCAGCCAGAUGGUGGAGAAGAUCAGUCGGGCAAAGUCAACGAUGGUUCACCAGCUCUUUUCACGGUUGCUGUAGGAGGCCAACAUGCCUACGCCGGAAACACACCUCCUGCUGAAGCUAGCAGAGUUGUGGAAGAACAGGCCGAGCCUGCACCAGUGGCUGAAUCUGCUCCUGCUCCUCAAGAAAACGGACAGCAACAGCCGAUGCAAGAAAGCCGUCCACCAAUUCCGCAGCGCAAGAGCAGAGGACUUCGUGGCAAGCUCAGUGGCUGGAAGAAGAAGUUCUUACAGUAG
This is a messenger RNA of Aureobasidium melanogenum CBS 110374, 1320 nucleotides long. RefSeq names its product glucanase B. NCBI's taxonomy places the organism in Eukaryota, Fungi, Ascomycota, Dothideomycetes, Dothideales, Saccotheciaceae. The transcript has a single exon. The record is from RefSeq and is a predicted model, not a curated record. Bases 1 to 1320 code for a protein of 439 amino acids.